AUGAUGAGAAAUAGUCUCUUUAUUGCACUAAAGCAGGACAGGAAGAUGCUCUCUGAAAACAUGCUUCAUAGAAUAGUGAAUAAGCUUAAUUCCAAUGAGUCAUGCGUGAUAUUACUGGUUGGAAACAGAAUCAAGGCCGAGUUCAUUAGGGCACUGAAUGAGUAUCCUGGAUACAAGGAGAAGCUGAAGCCGUUUCUCUGCCACUCUGAGAGUCUCAGGCACAAGAUGUCUCAUCUGCUUGAAAAUAGGCGAUUCAGGGAGCUGACUGGCUACGAGAAGAAGCUUCUCUUUCUGAUUGAAACCAACGAGCAGUGGUUCAGCAGCCAGCAGCUCUACCGCCAUUUUUCGUCCUAA
Molecule: messenger RNA, 354 nt
Organism: Enterospora canceri
Lineage: Eukaryota; Fungi; Microsporidia; Enterocytozoonidae
Source: the annotation of a GenBank genome assembly